AUGUGCGAGCAGCGCCGGUUGUGUCUCGGCCCAGCAAUUCGUCGUCGACGGCUUCGCAUCCACCAGCUACUUCCGCUCGUCAUGGUGGCAAGAAAGGCUCGGUAUUCGCAUCUUACAAGGCUUUGCCCUACAAUACCAAGCUGGUGUUUUGCUCCUGUGCAGCCAUGUUCGCCGCACUCGGCCUGCUUGUCGCCGAUAAGCUCGAAGAUCUCUUCCCUGCUCACAACCAUCGUACCCCCUCGUCGCCUACAACAUCUUCACCAAAAUCCAUCCAGCAUACCGCCGACACCCCGCAAACGCCUACCGACACAAACGAUCCCAAACCCAAACUGUUCAGCAUCAGCGUCGUCGAUCGUUCUUGACCAUCCUAGCGUAGCAACUCAUUGCCGAAUGUAUGCAGUCCCAGAGCUUCGCAAAACGAGUAAAUGUGAGAAAGACACGCAAGUUGACGUAUGA
This is a messenger RNA of Mycosarcoma maydis (corn smut), 456 nucleotides long. RefSeq lists its product as uncharacterized. The record is from RefSeq and is a predicted model, not a curated record. The coding region runs from base 1 to 456 and encodes 151 amino acids. NCBI's taxonomy places the organism in Eukaryota, Fungi, Basidiomycota, Ustilaginomycetes, Ustilaginales. The transcript has 2 exons.